This is a messenger RNA of Malassezia vespertilionis, 1221 nucleotides long. It is a transcript of the gene TRP4, whose product is annotated as anthranilate phosphoribosyltransferase. The record is from RefSeq and is a predicted model, not a curated record. Gene Ontology annotation, cellular component: cytosol. Gene Ontology annotation, molecular function: anthranilate phosphoribosyltransferase activity. The transcript has a single exon. The coding region runs from base 1 to 1221 and encodes 406 amino acids. Lineage: Eukaryota; Fungi; Basidiomycota; Malasseziomycetes; Malasseziales; Malasseziaceae. Gene Ontology annotation, biological process: L-tryptophan biosynthetic process.
AUGGAAUACUCGUUGGCGACGUUCAAGCCGCUCUUGACGCAGCUGGUGCUGAGCGUGCCGCUGCCCAAGCCUCAGUCGGGAAAACUGCGCACGCCUGGUCCGCAGCUCUCGGAUGAGCAGAUGAUGGCACUGCUGGACCACCUCACCGACACGACCUUUACGUCGAACCUUGCACACAGCGCCGUCAUUGGGUCUGCGCUCACGGUGUUGCGUACGACAGGCACAGACAUGAAUCCGCUGGUGAUAGCGCAUGUGCGUAGGCGACUUGUGGAAAACGCCCAGCUGGUCGUGCCGCCGGUAUUGAAGCCAAGCGGCUAUUCCUAUACCGGAUUUGUCGACAUGGUUGGCACCGGCGGCGACGGACAGGACACGUUCAACGUCUCGACGACGGCGGUAUUUGUUGCGGGCGGUGUGGACGGCAUGCGUGUGUGUAAGCACGGCGGCAAGGCAUCGUCCUCCACGUCCGGCUCGUCCGACAUGCUCAUGGCGCUGGGCAUUCCCUUGCUCGAUGUGGACAUUUCUGCGCUUGGGCCCGUGCUUGAGGAGCUACCAUGCUCGUUUCUUUUUGCCCCUAAAGUGCACAGCACGCUGGCACCAUUAGCGCCGAUCCGCGCGUCGCUCGGGUUUCCUUCCUUAUUCAACCUCGCAGGGCCAUUGUCGAACCCAAUACAGCCCGCCCGCGGCGUGUACGGAGUCCAUAGCUCCGGGAUCGGCUUAAUCUAUGCGGAAGCGUUGCGCAUGAUCGGUAUGGAGCGAGUCUGGGUCGUGUGUGGCCAGGAAGGCCUUGACGAGAUCUCUCCGGCGGGCCCCACCGACGUGUGGGAACUGCGCGACGGAGAGAUUGACCACUUCAUCGUGUCGCCAGCCGACUUUGGUGUGCAGACACAUCCAUUGGCACAUGUGCGGUGCGGGACUGCGUCUGAAAAUGCAUCGGUCGUUGUGGCCAUGUUUGGUGGGCACGCAGUGGAGGACGUGCCGCUCGCGCAGCCGCUCGUCGUGGCGCCAGACGCACCUGGCGAACAACUCGCACCCAUCCCACAAAAUGUUAAUAUCGGUGCGAUUUACGACUACACAAUCAUCCAGGCCGCUGCACUCCUCCACGUCGCUGGGCGCGGCUCGCUCCCGGCGUGUGCAGAGCUCGCGCGCGCCUCCAUUGCAUCGCGGCGCGCACACGCCGCGCUUUCGCAGCUGCGCGUGGCCAUGACAACACUGGCGAAGUAA